AUUUCUUGGUCCGUUUAUGUAACUAUGGAAAGUAUGUUUGGAGGAAAUUGACGGAGAGAGCUGUCAAUUUCAUUUCCUCCCAAUAGUCGUGUGUGCAUGUCAGCGAACGCUCACCGUGGAAAGAUUGCAUUAGAUUCAAGAAAAACUAAAACAUUUCAUAAUUAACAAAUGACAGACUCUGUCGGUGCUAGUGCAACUUCGAACGACGCGAUGACAUCAAACGUAACCCAAAACACUGCAGUUACCGAAUCGGUCGACUAUUCCCUGCAAUCAAAUAUAAUGCCUUUAGUGGUAGUGAAGAUCGAAAAAUGUGAUAUCGAAGAUAUGCCAGCUCCAAAUAUUGAAAUUAAUUCUAUUAAACCGAAGGAGGAAGAAAUAAAGGAGAAAAAAACAUUGGGGGAGUCAUUAAUAAUUUCGCAUGAGGAGGAUUUUGAUAUAAGUAAUUCGAUGGGAGAAAAAGUGCUAAAAAGCAAUCAACAAAACAUCUCAAAGGAAGAUACAUCCAAAGAUACAUCCGCAGAAAUUAAGAACGAAACUGGUGAUAAGACAGAAAAGCCAAAGCAAAACGUUGGUAAUCCUAAAUGUUUAUGGGUUGCCAAUAUUUCUGAUAAGGUUUCAGCUAAAAUUUUAAAAAAACAUUUUAGCGACCAAGGAAACGUAGUCUCCGCAAAAAUUCUUACAAACGGCAAGUCCCUAUUUGGCUAUGUAAUACUGGCUGAUACCGAAUCCGCUGCAAACUGUGCAAGAUUUUUGAACAACACCAUUCUUGAAGGAGAUCGAAUCUCGGUAACUAAAACGAGACCGGAUUGGCCCAAGAAACAACCAUUGGAGCCUGGAAAAAAGUCUAGAGAAAUAAUUAAAACACGAUUGACUAAAACUGAAUCUAAAGAAAGCAAAUGUAGUUUGACAAAAAAACAUACAUCUGAUGAUGAAAAGGGUGACGACCCCUCGAAGGGAGAAAUAGAUUGGCAUGCGGAAUAUCAGAAAUACAAAUUUCAUUAUAUAAAGACACACCGUCGACUAUUAGAAGCUUGUAGAAGGAAUGAAAGUUUGGAAAGAAAAUGUGUAAGGUUAAGUGACUUUUUAAAAAGUUCUGACCAGAGGCUCAGAAUUGAGAGAACAAGGUUUUUCAAAGAGAAGUUAUUUUGGGAAAGAAAACAUAAUAUAAUAUCAAAAAAACUGGAAGACGAGCGUAAGCUUAUAAACAGAGAGUGGUUUGAUAUAAGACGAUUGAGAGAAAAUUUAACAGAGUCGAGAAUAAACCGAAAUAAAUCGAGGAGCAUUUCAUCACACAGAACUUCACACCAAAUUAAACGUUUUUCGGAGAAAAAGGGCGAUGACGAUAAGACGCCGCGUACGCCACCUCCGCCAAAAGUUAACGGGAAGAAAAGAAGUGUGGAUUCGAGGAAUCAAAUUUAUGAUGGUAAAAAAGACAGGAGAAGUUCUCCGCUUACAUAUAGUUUUAACGAUGUGAGCUCCCGCAUUAAACAGGAGCAUAGGUCGUCAAGUCAAUGGUCAUCUAAUAAUUACGACAACCAGUGGAGAAUGUCUUCGGAUGUGCAUUCUGGACGAUAUCAAUAUCAAGAUACCUCAUAUAACCACCAUUAUUACAGGUCAAAUGAUUACAUGAAAUAUGAUUCUAGAAAAUAUUAGAAGUGUUGUUGUGUAUACCUUUAGAUUUAUUUCAUUUUCUUCAGUUAUCCAUAGAGUAUAUUUUUUAGGCAAUUAAUUUAAAUUUAUGUGAAUACAGUUUUUUUUUGUA
Aethina tumida (small hive beetle) is the source of this 1762-nucleotide messenger RNA. RefSeq lists its product as uncharacterized. The record is from RefSeq and is a predicted model, not a curated record. Gene Ontology annotation, biological process: regulation of transcription by RNA polymerase II; regulation of mRNA processing. Gene Ontology annotation, molecular function: sequence-specific DNA binding; RNA binding. Bases 169 to 1653 code for a protein of 494 amino acids. Lineage: Eukaryota; Metazoa; Arthropoda; Insecta; Coleoptera; Nitidulidae. Gene Ontology annotation, cellular component: nucleus. The transcript has 2 exons.